Molecule: messenger RNA, 1854 nt
Organism: Kickxella alabastrina
Lineage: Eukaryota; Fungi; Kickxellomycota; Kickxellomycetes; Kickxellales; Kickxellaceae
Exons: 1
Coding region: 40-1818 (592 amino acids)
Molecular function (GO): oxidoreductase activity
Source: RefSeq, a predicted model, not a curated record
AUUAUAUUCACUUAUUCAUACAGCACAAAGCAAGGCAAAAUGCCCAUUCCUCUAGCAGCAUUAUCAUCAGCAUCAGCAUCAGCAUCACCAAAGCCCAAGCGGCGCGUCGCCGUGGUGGGCUCAGGGCUAGCAGGGCUAACAGCAGCGUACUUUCUACAGCGAGGCGGCUACCACGUAGAGCUAUUCGAAAAGGGCAGCUCCGUCGGAAUGGAUGCGGCAUCGAUCACAGUAGACAGCACGCGCAUCGACGUGCCCUUCCGGGUCAUAAUCCCAUCGUACUACCCUUACCUAACGGCCAUAUACAAGCACCUAGGGAUUGCCUUUGCGUCGGCCGAUUACUCUAUGGGAUUCAGCAGCGACAGCUCCUCGGUGUGGUCGUAUACGAAUCUGACACUGGGGGAUUUCCAGAUGCCUGUGCCAGAUGGGCUUGGGAUGCGGGACGUGGGCGUUACCAGAGACUGGAUGCGCAUCGGGUAUGCGUGCAUUCGCUUCAUGCGCCGAAUGCAAACCCUCAGCAGCGGCAGCACCACGAGGGAGGAGGAUGAGGUGUGGGCAUCGCUGCGCGGCAAAACGAUCGGAGAGUACCUUGUGGCAGAGGGCUACGGGGAAGACUUUGUGCAGCUGGUGUUUCUGCCCUUUUUGGCCAGUAUGUUCACCUGCUCGCUCGCCUCUGCCCUGCAAUACCCGGCGGACACCGUGCUGCACUUUGUGGCAAAGGCGGCGUUCGGUGCGCGGCUGCGCAAGGCGCGCGACGGCGUCCAGCGGGUAUGCCAGGAGCUGACGCGCAACCUGCGGCACAUCCACCUGAACACCACCGUGGACAGAAUUGAGAUCCCGGAGCCAGGACGCAUUACGCUGGUGUGCCAAGGCACGAGCCAUCGCUUUGAUGCCCUGGUGGUGGCGACUCCGGCGGAUACUGCGGCGAAGCUGGUUGCCCAGUGCAAGGUUGGAGGGGGCCUGCGGUAUCCGCCCAAACCGCUGGUGCGCGCCCUGCGUGCGGUGCCGUAUGAGGACGCGCACGUGGUGACGCACGGUGAUAAGUCGGUGAUGCCUGCGGAGCGAGCGCAGUGGCGCGGGGUGAAUCUGCGGACGGACUCCGGCCAUGGGCGCGCGACAGCGACGAUUUGGAUCAAUUACGCCGAGAUGACCGGCAAAGGCGUGCAUAUGCCUGGCGGCGAUCUGUUCCAGACCGUCGACCCGUCGCGGCCGCUGGAGCAUGUGGAGAGCAACGCGGAGUUCCACCGGUCGCUGUUGACGCUGGAGUCGCAGCGCGGGAUUAACGACCUGCACUGUGCCCAGGGGGAGUGCGGCGUGUGGUUUGUCGGCGCGUAUACGGCGCCGGGCGUGCCGCUGCUCGAGGGGUGCGUGCGGAUGGCUGUGGAGGUUGUCCAAGGGAUGGGCGUUGAUCUUCUGGGCAUUGAGCUGCCGCCGCCGCCGACCAGGCGGGGAGCCCUUGGUCGCGCAGAGUACGCCGUUGGGUUGGCGCCGGGCUUGGUUCGGGGCGAGGCUGUGGAGGCGUUUUUCGAGUGCGACUCGGCUCGCACUUUUGCCUUCCAAUGCCCGCCGGUGCAUCGCCUGGCGGAUGCAUUGGGGAAGAGCUCGCUGGUGGAUGUGCGCCGGUGGGCCGCCCGGCUUGUGGUGUGGGCUGCGUGGCAGCAUUUGCUGCCGCUGGUCCUGGGCCUAUUGGCUGCCCUUUAUGCGGCGCUGGGCGCUGUGCUGGGAACGCCGAUUGCUGCCCGCGUGCGGUCGCUGGUUCUCGGCGCUCUGGCCUUUAUCCUAUGCGUGGUGUUGCGCGCAUACAGGCUAGUUGCAGCUUAGAGGGGGUUUUAUUUUAAAAUAGAAUAGAAUAGAAUA